AAUAUCUAAUCUAAACUAAAUAUCACUAGCAAAAUUUGGCCAUUGCACGUGAUAAAGCGGUCACCCUGUACGUGUUGUCCUGUUCAUUUGUUCGGAUCAGCUGCCGCUCCCUCAGCCGCCGCUCCCUCAGCCGCCCUGGGUCGAAUGGCUGUCUGCGAGGAGUAUAAAAGGCGGCCCUAGAAGGUCGAGCUCAGUCUCUCCCCUCUCGUCGACGUCCAGAGCUGCAACUCACAAUGGCACGCCUCGUACUGUUUGUGUUGGCAAUGCUGGUGGCCGGCAUCUCCGCCGGGAAGAAAAUCACCCAGUCCUCGGCAUUCUCCUGGGACACAGACCCCAUCUGCGGCGUGGGGGAACUCCCCUAUAACUGCCACCUGAAGAAGGUCCAGUGUGGCGCUAUCACCAAGAUGUUAGAGCCAAGUGGAGGUUACAUCCAGAACUUCGUCAUCUGUGCCAAGGCAGCAGCCAGCGAACUGGGCCCCGUUUUCUUCAAGAACUUAGGAGUAGCUUACGCAAACAGCACAGACGGCAAACGCGUUUCCCCCACCAUCACUGACGUCCGCCGCUGCGCGCUCGAGUCGACGGGACUGCUGCAGUCUGACUCAACCAUCAACCGCACCGCCAUCGCCGCCUCCAUCACCACCGCCUUCAAAGCCUCUCCCUUGGGCGUCGCCAUAGGCCAGGCCGCUACCACCUGCCCCGAGCCGACCGAAUUCAUGAUGGCAGACUUCAUGAACUGCCUCAAGGAAGCCUGCCUCCAGAACGUGCUUGUCAUGUUCACAACGGCAGCCCCACCCACGACGACGACGAAGACUACAACUACUAAAACUACGACUUCGCAGGCCAACAUUUUCCUGCCCAUAAAUGUUCUAAAUUCUCUCUAUAUGCCUGACGUCUGAACACAACAGAAAACGGGAAUGCCUCACUCAACGAGAUGACCGGAUUUUAUUUAUGAAUUCUGUGUUUUUUCACGAUACAGUGAUAUGUAACAUCUGAUGUACUAUUUUAUUAUAAAUAUUGUGUACUAUUA
Messenger RNA from Penaeus chinensis, 1027 nucleotides. RefSeq lists its product as uncharacterized. Lineage: Eukaryota; Metazoa; Arthropoda; Malacostraca; Decapoda; Penaeidae. The transcript is spliced from 5 exons. The record is from RefSeq and is a predicted model, not a curated record. Bases 234 to 896 code for a protein of 220 amino acids.